AUGGCCCGCUCGGCGGCCAUUGGAACUUUGAUCAAUGAAUUGAUCGUCGCACUAGCACAAUCGGAUAAGGCUUCUACCACUUUUUCAGCCACUAAAAAGCGCUGCGAGGCAAUUUUAAAGGACAGCAGCACUUGGAACCGCACUGAUCCAUUUGCUGUAGAGAAGCAACUGGAUGGCCUGCAGGAGAAAUUCCGCGUCCUCAACAAGGAUGACCUGGCAGACGCUUUGGGUAGUCGUCUAUCGGAGUUAGAAGGACAGCGCUCGUCAUGGACGCCGGAAUUUCUGUCUCUCUUGUUGCAGCUUUCUGACCGCCCUGCCAAUGUGUCAAGUGUGCCUAAAUUUGAAACAUCCAACUACGACAACGCGUCGGUUCAACUUAAAUGGUCAGAAUUAGAUGCUGCUGGAUCUGAGUUUGCCGACGAAGAUAUCUGGGCCGAUGUUGACUAUGGCGCAGCUUCUUCUGAUUCAGAGUCUUCAACCGCUUCAAGUGACAUUUCGAUCCCGAGGAUACUACCUCAAAGAGUACGGCCAUUGCGAGAUGAGUUCGUGAUACCUGAUGAACUCCUCACAUCCGGGGAGGAUGACCACCUGGUAACCACAAUCAAAAGUGGUCAUUUCUGGGAGUACGACUCGGCUGCUGUACGCGAGUUCUCCGAGAGUCAUACACGUUUCAUCACAGAGCUGCAGGCAGCGCGUGAGAUAUUAUUCAUGCUUCAGGGACUACCUACAUCACUAUUCUGGCAGAUCGAUAAUAGCAUCGCUGUGGAUAGAAGAUACGCUCUUAGUCACGCCUCCAACGCAGCUUUCUUACAUAUACUUCGUUCUUGUGCUGACAUUGGCGUGGAACUUGGAAAGCUCAGAAAAUUUGUGCAGAUUCCACAAUCUGUAGUAUUCCUGCAAACAUUCACCAGGGGUGUUGAGAAAGAACUUGCAGAUUUCGAUGCCGUUUUAUCAAGAAUGCAACUAAGUUAUCUUUCGCCUGGCAAGACCGUCACGGUCAGUCUGUUACAGUUGAUAGAAGAGGUCCAAAAAGAAGUCCGAGUCCUUUUGCUGCUGGCUGACCUCGUCAUCAAAUUGGGAUCAGCACCACCAGAGCAGUCGUUCCUUUGUCUAGACUUGCUAUACAAACUAGUUUGCAUCAAUCAAGCCUCGGGAAACGAACACGAAUACAAGUCUCUCGCAAAGCUGUUCUUCUCAUGCUUCGAGGCAUAUGCACAGCCACUGCGCUUGUGGUUAAGAAGUGGAGAUCUCGAGGCUUCUCAAGAUUAUUUUUUCAUUACUGAUUGUGGUCGCGACCAUGACUUGCAGAUCCUAUGGCAUGACUGGUAUCUUCUGAAGGAGACGUCUGGUCAUCUUCAUGCGCCGACAUUUAUCAAACCAAGUGCCCGCAGGAUCCUCACCACAGGCAAGAGCAUGGUUUUUCUACGAAAUAUGAAUGUCGCAACUGACGAGCUGGAGUCAGCCCAUUGGCAACCGCUCGACUUUGAAGCUGUUUGUCCAGAUGAUAUAACCUGGCAACUCUUACCUUUUUCCAGUUUAUUAGACCAGGCCGUCGAGAAUCUAAUUUCGACGAAUCAUACCCUCGCUUCCAGUAUGUUACGAGAACAACUCAACAAGGAAUGCGGGUUAUGGACAUCGCUUUCCGCACUGCAAUAUAUCUAUUUAUGCAAAGACGCCUCCGUCUCCACCACAAUCGACAGCAAAAUCUUUGAAUCGCUCGAUAAACGCGGUGGUGUCUGGAACGAUCGAUUCCUUCUUACCGAGUUAGUGCAAAGCGCAUUCGGCGAGACCGAUUGUGUCGAUACAUCCCGACUCGUUGUGCAUUCGGUUCGCAAGACUUUCCACGACUUUGAAAGUCAGAGUCGAAAAGUCAAGAUUCUCAAGUUGAUUUCAAUAGACUAUGUCCUCCCAUGGCCUGUCGCUAAUAUCAUCACAAAACCUGCCAUGACCAUGUAUCAACGUAUUUCCACAUUUUUGAUGCAAAUACGACGCGCAAAAUUCAUUCUUGAACGACAACGACUGCUCAAAAAGGAAGAUACUGACGACGUCGAUGAAGAUGAAGAUGAAGAUGACGGUAUGGGAUAUAUCAUCCGGCACAACCUGCUCUGGUUCACAAACAUCCUUUACGGCCACGUUACAGAUAUGGUAAUAGCCACAAACACGGCGGCUAUGGAAAAGAGGCUAGCAGAGUCCCCAGAUAUAGACAGCAUGAUUUCCGUGCAUGAAUUGUACAUGUCUGCGCUUGAGGAGCAGUGUCUUCUCUCGCACAACUUGGCGCCUAUAUAUCAAGCAGUCAUCAAUCUGCUUGAUCUGUGCAUUCAUUUUGCUGAUAUUCAAGCUGCGCGUCAUGGAGAGGCGAAUCGAUACGAUACAUCGUAUCGCUCAUCUACUGCCCUCAAUGGCCAAAGGCAAUCAAGACGAAGACGUCGCCGCAGACGAACAGAAGAUAGCUCUGACUCCGAGGAUGAUGAAGCCCACGAUGGUCAUGAGGACGAAAAUAACGAGGAUGACGACGGUAAUGAGACUUACUACGACGAAGGUAAUACGACCAGCAUAUCAUUUAUUGAAUCAUCUUACUCCCACAGACUGGAGCAUGUCAUGAGACAGUUCCAUCGAUUACUAGCGUUUGUCAUUGCGGGAUUGAGGGGUGUGGGAAGGGUAGAUGGACAGCAGAGUUGGGAUAUACUCGCUGAUCGAUUGUCGUGGAAUAUACAAUCAAAGAAGUGA
Talaromyces marneffei is the source of this 2727-nucleotide messenger RNA. RefSeq lists its product as uncharacterized. Bases 1 to 2727 code for a protein of 908 amino acids. Gene Ontology annotation, cellular component: centrosome; spindle pole; gamma-tubulin complex. NCBI's taxonomy places the organism in Eukaryota, Fungi, Ascomycota, Eurotiomycetes, Eurotiales, Trichocomaceae. The record is from RefSeq and is a predicted model, not a curated record. Gene Ontology annotation, biological process: mitotic cell cycle; cytoplasmic microtubule organization; meiotic cell cycle. Gene Ontology annotation, molecular function: gamma-tubulin binding; microtubule minus-end binding. The transcript has 2 exons.